Heteronotia binoei (common prickly gecko) is the source of this 3483-nucleotide messenger RNA. It is a transcript of the gene SGPL1, whose product is annotated as sphingosine-1-phosphate lyase 1. The record is from RefSeq and is a predicted model, not a curated record. Gene Ontology annotation, cellular component: endoplasmic reticulum. Gene Ontology annotation, molecular function: sphinganine-1-phosphate aldolase activity; pyridoxal phosphate binding. Lineage: Eukaryota; Metazoa; Chordata; Lepidosauria; Squamata; Gekkonidae. The transcript has 14 exons. Bases 272 to 1960 code for a protein of 562 amino acids. Gene Ontology annotation, biological process: sphingolipid catabolic process; carboxylic acid metabolic process.
AAAGCAGGGCGCCUGGGCCUGUUUCCGGACCGGCUUCGGGCGGAGGCGUUUUUGUUUCCAAUCUCAGCAGGGCCGCGGAGACUGAGCGAGGGGGCGGCGCGGCUCUCGCCCGGCCUCUUUCUCCGUAGCCACUCGCGAGCACAAGACGGGGGCCGCCUCCUCGCUCCUCUCCUCCCGCCGCCCAGAAGACGCAAGGCCGCCGAGUCGGGGACGGAGAAGAGGAGCACCGUCCCCCGCGCCCGGUCGGAGCUGAGCGACGCGGCAGAGAGUCAUGGAUGCUCUUGUUUCAUACAUGGAGAUCUUCCUGCAGUAUUUACACAAAGCAAGAAGUCUUGUAAAUGAAAAAUGUGCUGGGAUUGAACCAUCACAACUCAUAGGAUUAACGGUUGCCACUACCCUUCUGGUGGUAUGGCUGUAUACGUUUAUCACCGAACUAGAUGAUAUAAAGACACGAACUAAAAAAUGGUUCUUCAGAACAAUACGGAAAUUGCCUUUUAUUGGCACUGUGAUAAAGCAGAAGGUGAACAAGGCUAUGGACGAUGUGGUUUCUUCUUUGGCUUUUCUGCAUAAUGGAAAGCCAUAUGUCCAAACGCUGCCUGCCAAAGGCCUGAGCCAACCAGAAGUAUUGCAGAAGUUGAAAGAUUACAGCUCGGCGGGAAAACUACGCUGGGAAGAUGGCAAGGUUUCAGGGACAGUCUACAGUGGAGAAGACAAACUUACUAAACUGCUAAUGAAGGUUUAUGAGGAAUUUGCAUGGAGUAACCCUCUUCAUCCAGAUAUCUUCCCAGGCGUGAGGAAAAUGGAAGCCGAAAUAGUCAGAAUGACUUGUACACUCUUCCAUGGUGGACCCGAUUCUUGUGGAGUAAUGACUUCUGGUGGAACUGAGAGCAUCUUGAUGGCUUGUAAAGGCUACAGGGACAUGGCGUAUGAAAAAGGAAUCAAGUACCCAGAAAUCCUGGCGCCAGAGAGUGCCCAUGCAGCUUUUGACAAAGCUGCUAAUUAUUUUGGGAUGAAGAUGGUGCACAUUCCAUUGACCAAGGAUAUGCAAGUAGAUGUGAAGGCAAUGAAGAGAGCUAUUUCCAGGAACACAGCAAUGCUAGUCUGCUCAGCACCCCAGUUCCCUCAUGGGAUCAUAGACCCAAUUGAGGAGGUGGCAGAGCUCGCAGUGAAAUACAAGAUUCCUUUCCACGUGGAUGCCUGUCUAGGAGGGUUUCUCAUUGUCUUUAUGGAGAAGGCAGGUUUCCCUUUGAAACAUCGGUUUGACUUCCGAGUAAAAGGUGUCACCAGCAUUUCCGCAGAUACCCACAAAUAUGGCUAUGCUCCGAAGGGCUCCUCAGUGAUAAUGUACAGCGAGAAGAAAUACCGGUACUACCAGUUUUUCGUGUCUACUGACUGGCAAGGAGGAAUCUACGCCUCCCCUGCUAUGGCUGGCUCCAGGCCUGGUGGCAUCAUUGCAGGUUGCUGGGCAACUAUGAUGCUCUUGGGAGAAGAUGGCUACGUGGAAGCCACCAGGAAGAUAAUUUCAACGGCUCGGUUCAUUGAAUCAGAGUUGCGGAAAAUCGACCACAUCUAUGUUGCUGGAAAGCCUGAGGUUUCAGUGAUCGCUCUUGGGUCUGACACGUUUGACAUAUUUCAGUUGACAAAUAUGUUAUCAUCUAAAGGAUGGAAUUUAUGUGCACUGCAGUACCCCUCAGGUCUCCAUAUUGCCCUGACAUUAUUGCACACAAAACCUGGUGUGGCAGAACAACUCUUGAAGGAUAUCCGAGAGGCCGUCUCUGAGAUCAUGAAGGACCCUAAAGCCAAAACCACUGGCGUGGGGGCGAUCUAUGGCCUGGCACAAACCAUCCCAGACAGAAGCAUAAUCACAGACAUUUCUCAUGUCUACUUGGACUCCCUGUACAGCACUGGGUCCCAUACUUCUGCUGACAAGCUCCUGAAUGGGUCUCCAGACCACCACUGAUUCUUCAGUAACUUGUGCCUUCCAACUAGCAGGUGGUAUUCUAAAGAUUUCCAAGGAAUGAUAAUGUCUUCUAGUAGCUGUUCUUCCUGCGAGUGCAGGGCAUCUGGCAGCUCAGUGACGUCCCUCUGAAAGUGGCACAGACUUCGUAUGAGAUUUUUUGAGGGGGCUAUUUGUUGUGAAUUUUCACAACUAACUAGUAGAAAUGUAAUACUAAUUUUGUAUUUUUCAGGUUAGUGCACACUGCCAUAGAUCUGAAAGAAAUAGCCAAAUUUAUGGCUAAUUCAUAGUCCCUUGUAACUCAGGUGUGUGUUUGAAAACUUCUCAUUCCCUGCCGCUGUUCCUUUUUAAUUGCUCCUGUACUUCAUUCUCUCUCCUGCGUUUUAUGUGUUGCAAUGUUGUAUGGUCAACUAUUGAGAAACUUUCCUUCCCAGAGUGAAGGCAAAAAGAAGAGGAAUGUUCUUUUCAGAUCACCAUGUGGAAGGAAUACUUUGUUCUCUCACUGGUUCACUGUCAAGUGUCUACCCCUAUAGCCUUGCUGCUUUCUCUGUAGUUUUUUGCAAUACCACCUUGUAGAGCUGAGCAUAUCUUUGGCGCGGUUGAGAGCAAAACGGUUAUUCAUUCCCUAGUAUGCAAUCUGAAGAGUUUGCACUAACUGAAGAUGCUGCAGGCAGCAUACUUGUAAAGCUAAUUUGGAUUCCUGGGGGCCAGCAUCAUAUUUUGCCCAGAUAUUAGAGCAGAAUCCAGUUUUGUAAGGGGAGGUUUUGGAUAAGCAUGGCACAAAAAUUAACUUUCUAUAUCUGUCACUUUGAAUGCAAAAUGAUCACCUUUUACGUUGCAGUGGUCUCUUAUGUUUUUUGUGCUCACUGUUCAUAUGUUUUCAAAGGGGACUCACAGGUUUGCCUUAAUGCUGAUAGCAGUCCUUCUGGGAUGCCAAAGAUCAGUUGUUGACUGAUAAAACUUCUUGAUGGUACUACCCUGAAAAUAACUUCAGUGGCAGAUUAGCCUCAGGUACAAUACACUCCAUCCAGUGUUGGCUCAGCUGAACCUCUUCAUAGGAUUCCACCGAUAUCCCCCUCCCUCUUUCAUUGUAAUCAUUUAAUUCUAGCCCUUUUAGUUUGCAGCUGGUUUCCUAGAAAGAAAGUAAGACUUUAGCUUCCCCUCCUCUCCCAAGUAUUGAUUAAGAGUGUAGUUUCUGGACACCACUAGAUCUGUACCUUAUGAAAGGUAGACCCCUAGAAGUAAAGGAGGCAUGCUGGAUGGGUUCAUGACGGGUGAUUCACCACUCUAAAUUUAGUAUAACAUUUUGAACAUCCUGAAUGUAAAGCAACUGGAAGGCUAUUGUUUGAGUGAAAACUGAAACCUAAUUUUCAAAAGGGAACCACUGUCACUGUAUCUUCUGUACAGUUGAUCGAAGUCAAGUGUACAAGUGUUUCUGUCUUCUGGCAAAACUCUGUAUUGAGCUUUCUUGUCAAAGGAGAGUCACAAACUCUAUUCAGAUUUUAUUUAAAGAAAACUUCACAACA